CAAGAGCCAAGAGGCCAAGCAAGACCCGACCCCAACAUCCAUCUCAUCGACACCCCCUCCGCCUCCGCUCUCCUUAUCCCUUCCCUUCGCAUAAACCCCCGCCGCCGUGACCCCGCCCGCCCGCUCGCCGCCUUCCCCUCGCAGCGACCCGGCCCUCGCUCUAGGUUUUAACUGCCGGCCCCGCGUCUCCAGGUAAAGGGAAGGGAGAGGAUGGCGUCGCCGAUACCGCGCGAAUGGGCCGGUCUGCAGCAGUUUCCGGCGGCCACCCAGACCAAGCUGCACGAGCUCCUCGGCAAACUCAAGGAGGAGGAUGUGAGCACAUUAACAAUUCUGGUGAUGGGGAAAGGUGGAGUGGGGAAGUCAUCCACUGUUAACUCCAUCGUCGGGGAGAGGGUCACCACUGUCAGCGCUUUCCAGUCUGAGGGUCUGAGACCAACGAUGUGCUCGCGCACAAGGGCAGGGUUCACCUUGAACAUUAUCGACACUCCUGGGCUCAUUGAAGGUGGAUACAUUAAUGAGCAGGCUGUUGACAUCAUUAAGAGAUUUCUUCUAGGCAAGACUAUCGAUGUUCUCCUGUACGUGGAUCGCUUGGAUGCGUAUAGAAUGGAUACACUGGAUGAACAGGUCAUAAGAGCCAUCACCAAUUCAUUUGGAAAAGAUAUUUGGCGAAGAUCAUUGGUUGUGUUGACCCAUGCUCAACUCUCACCACCUGAUGGAAUCGACUAUAAUGAUUUCUUUACAAGAAGAUCAGAGGCACUUUUGCGAUACAUCCGCUCGGGGGCAGGAAUCAACAAACGAGAAUAUGGGGAUUUCCCCCUGCCAAUAGCAUUAGUGGAGAACAGUGGAAGGUGCAAGGCUAAUGAACAUGGGGAGAAGAUACUUCCAGAUGGAACUCCGUGGGUUCCAAACCUGAUGAAAGAAAUUACUGUUGUCAUCUCAAACGGGAGCAAGUCCAUUCAUGUUGAUCAGAAGUUAAUUGAUGGUCCAAACCCUAACAAUCGCUGGAAGAUGUUCAUACCACUUAUCCUUGCUGUGGAGUACUUCUUGGUAGUAAAAGGAAUCCGGAGGGCGAUCCAUGCAGAUAUCGCAAACGGGAAGGUGGAUGACUGGGAGCAGCGUUACCGGGACUUGGUGGGAAGCAGGGACCCCGUAGAGCAGAAAGGUUCUACCUCCCGGAACCGCAAAGCCUAAGUUGGUGUACCAGAAAGGAUUUUAUUCAUGUUGUGACCCACUCGAUCUGCUGUUCCUUUUCCUAAUUCUGUGUUGGGGGCUUUAUAGAGUUCGCUGGUACUACUUGAAAAAGACUGCUCGUGUUGUAGUUGAUAAAAAUAUGUUUUCCAUUUUAUGAUGCUUGGCCCUCUUCGCAAUUUUGAAGAUGUUAUCGAAUACCUGCUAUUUUAUUGUCUUUAAUCUUAUAUGGCAUGGAAACAUCAAGUGUGUAAA
This is a messenger RNA of Sorghum bicolor (sorghum), 1443 nucleotides long. RefSeq names its product translocase of chloroplast 34, chloroplastic-like. The transcript has 8 exons. Bases 211 to 1191 code for a protein of 326 amino acids. The record is from RefSeq and is a predicted model, not a curated record. Gene Ontology annotation, molecular function: GTP binding; protein-transporting ATPase activity. Gene Ontology annotation, biological process: intracellular protein transport. Gene Ontology annotation, cellular component: chloroplast outer membrane. NCBI's taxonomy places the organism in Eukaryota, Viridiplantae, Streptophyta, Magnoliopsida, Poales, Poaceae.